Messenger RNA from Cylicocyclus nassatus, 3666 nucleotides. The record is from the annotation of a GenBank genome assembly. Lineage: Eukaryota; Metazoa; Nematoda; Chromadorea; Rhabditida; Strongylidae.
AUGCGUACAAAACCGUACACAAGCCCGCUCAUACCAACUAGUCACCCGUCAUCCACACGGACUCCACCAAAUCUUCCUCCCGGUCCAGAUACGGCACGCAGCGGACGCGGACCUCGUGGUGGGGGAGCAUCCGGUCGAACACUUCUUGCAGCCGUGUGCAGUGGCGAUGCAGAAGAGGUGGCCAAGAAGGUGACCCAACGAAAUGUGAAGAUCUGCCAUCCUGUUACUGGCUGCUCUACGCUUCACUUGGCUGUUCUUCGCGACAAACCGGAUAUUCUCACAGUGCUUCUUAACGUUAGAAAUGUUGACUUGAAUGUGACAGACAACGAAGGUCGGACGGCCUUACACUACGCAGCUGCUCGUUGCUCACUAAACGGAGAUCCGACUAUGUACUACAUGCUCAUAGAGAAAGGAGCGAAAGACGACUUGCCAGAUCACGAAGGAUUCACAGCUCUGGAUAUCCAUCAGAAUCCUGAGCUCAUAGACCUUGAGAGAGCUCGUUCACAGAACAAAUACCCGUACAUUAUGACAAACGAAUGGGAAAAUCUCUUUUCUACCCAGUCAGAAGAAACGCUGACUGAUAUGAUAUUGCAAGGUGAACUGGACCUCUCUGGUGCACCACCUCUGCCCCAGUACGAGGAGAUGUUCGGUAGAUUGGCACAAGUACAGGCGAAUAUGCUAGGCAUUUGGGAUGCGGUUAUGGCCGAAGACGAGAAGACUCUGAAACAGCUUUUGUUUCGAAAAGAAAUGGCCCUAAGUAAGGACUCAGAAGGGCGGACCCCUCUACAUCUGGCAUACAAAAGAGGCCAUCAACCAUGUAUUGACUACCUGUUGAAGCUAUGCCCGGAGGCGGAAUUGGUCUUCGACAAGAAAGGACGCCUUCCCAAGGAUUACGCAGCAAAAGCUCCGAAACUGAUUCCGGUAAAACUACAAGAGCGAAGGGGCUCAAGGACUCGAGUACUCCAUCAGUCCAGAUUUCAUCACGCGCAUUCAGAACCCAGACUAAUGAAGGCGAAAGCACCACAAUUAGGGUUUUCAGUCGAUCUCGAUGAGACUAUCGCCGAUCGUAUUCUCAACAUCGACUUCAACAGCGAAAAUUUCGAUGUGCUGGAACAGAUUCAAAUGGAAGGAAAAGCUGAUCAAAUAUGGGCAACAGCACGAAGAAAUCCGAGUAAUGAGCCUCUGAACAGAUACAUAGCGGAUUUUAAAAGUUUGCAGCUUCGUCUCAGCUCUGCGAUUGAUGCUGUAGAGAAGAACAACAUGAAGCAGCUUCGCCAAAUAAGCGAUGACGAUGUGGUCAGAGCUCGAGAUCCAAGAGGUAUGCGAUUGUUGCAUGUUGCUGUGCUGAAGGAAAGACACGAAAUGGUCGAAUUCAUCGCUACCGAGUUUCCUCAGGCAAUCAAUCUGCCUGACCAGGCUGGCAGAGCACCAAUUCACUACGCAGCUGCUCAACCGAAUGCUAUCUACGACACGCUGAUAGACCUCGGUGCCGAUCCUCGCAUCACGGAUACGGAAGGCUACUCUGCUGAAGCGUUCCGCCGAUCUCCUGAUCGUCUACGUCGUCCUGCGUCGGCUGAUUCUAGUUUGAUGCUAAGAUCGAUGUCGACAGACGAUGAAUUCUAUGAUCCAGACGCUCCUGCUGAGCCUAUCAUUGAUGAAUGGAUUUCUUCCGGGGAUGUAGCAAAAUUGGAGCAACUUGUACUUGAUGGACGCGGUCAUAUGUUGAAAGAAAAGACAGCAGUAAACGCAGCUAGCAAAGAGUUUUUGCGAGGUCUUACAGUUUAUCAGUCAAAGAUUGAUGCUAUCCAUAAAGCAGUCGAAGAAGGAGAUGUCCGAAGAGUGAAAUCACUUAUCGACCGCCAACAACUUGCUCUAGCCAGAGACACAUACGGUAUGACUCCGCUACACAAAGCCUUACUACACGGACAAACCAAUACUGUGAGACAUUUGCUGGCAAAAUACCCUCAGUGCGUGAAUGCCACCGAUCAUGCCGGUCGCACUCCGCUCCAUUAUGCAGCUGCUGAUCCUAACGGUGAACAUAUGAUCAAAGUGCUGCAGAAAGCAGGAGGAGACGCAUUCAUCGACGACAAACACGGUCACACACCGUUCUAUUACCGUACCCACGGACAACGACUGAAUGUGCGCAGCAUGAAGGACAAUGCUGUAAUGAAUCAGCUGAUGUCUGGACAACUUAGUCGGACCCUUUUGCAAGAUUUGGAAGAAGACAUCUAUGAUUGGAUUCACACCGGAAAUGUUGGCAAACUUGAGGAGCUGGUUCUAACUGGUUAUGCUGACCUCUUAUUGGGCAGAAACCACGAGGUCGAAGAUGCUGACAGUAUUGGAUUUCUAGAAGUGCUACCGCAAUAUCAGGCCAAAAUCCAAGCAAUUCACAAAGCCGUCGAGACGGGCAACUUGCGUGCAGUAAGGUUGCUGACUGAUCGCAAAAAGCUAGCCCUGUGUAGAGAUUCUAGAGGUCUUAGCCCUCUGCAUAAGGCGAUAGUUUUCGACAGAGCAGACAUUGCAAAAUAUCUCAUCAGAAAUUACCCACAUGCUGUGAACGCUAUGGAUCAGAAAAAGCGUACUCCUCUGCAUUACGCUGCAGCAUAUCGAGACGGAGGCUAUUUAUACAAGAUGAUGAGAAAAAGCGGUGCCGAUCCGAAUAUUUACGAUUGUCAUGGUCGUCCGGCAAAAUAUUAUCUGAAGCAUCCUGGCGAGAUCGACCUUCCGGCAAUGCGUCUUGACACUAAAGCUGCUCUGAAGCAGGUGCUUCACAACCGCGUGGCUCCAAGUUACUUGGAGUCUUCAAUACAGCAGUGGUUGAGGGACGGUCAACUGGCAAAACUUGAACAGCUUGUUCUUUCGGGUUGUGGAGAUUUGCUCCAAAACAGAAAUGCCACUAAUCCAGAGACAGCUAAGUAUUUGGAAAAUCUGCCAGAGUACAUGAGCAAGAUCGAAGGAAUACAUCGGGCCAUCAAAGAAGGUGAUCUCGAAAAGGUGAAAGCGCUGAUGACAACGAAGAAGCUUGCUAUAGCUCGCGAUCGCUUCGGCUGCACUCCACUUCAUGCAGCUGUAGUGCACGAGCACACCGAGAUUGUUCGCUACAUUGCCGGUCAUUUCCCUUCUGUUCUAAAUGCACCAGACUAUAAUAAACGCACGUCUAUGCACUACGCAGCUGCGGCAAGAGACGGUGGUCAUUACCUGAAGAUUUUGGGCAAAGCUGGAGCGGACCCGAUGGCUGUGGACAAUGAAGGUCGCACUCCUGACUACUAUAGAAGAAAUGCAGUGAUUGAUCUGAAAAUGAUAAAAGAAAGAGAUGAAGAUUACGAUGUUGUAAGCGAAGAUAUGCUCGAUGGAGAAGGACCGAUGCUGGAAAGCCCUGGUAGUGCUGAUAGUGGGUCGGAGAGUUCUGUUAUUGACUCGGCCCGUCCACAAGAAGAAGACGAUGAGAUGGAUCGACAUCGUUUCGAGAAAAUGUUGCACGGACGCACCGAUUUGCCCACUUCGGAAAAUGGAAUUUAUCUGGCGAGAACAGUAGCUCCAGUGCUUACAAAAGCACUUGCAGAGGUGUUAUUGCGUCGCCCUGCUGACCCGAUCGGCUUCAUUUCGGAUUAUCUGCAAAAAUAUCACAGCGAGCUCCCUCAUCGCUCAAAUGGGAGGCUUAUAUAA